UUCUGGGGGAUGUGGAGGGCUGUUGGAAUUGAAAGUCGCCUGAACAGUGCCGCAGUCGAUGGAAACGGUGAUGCUCUUCUGAAAUUCCAAACUUUCAGUUGUGUGUUCGGGGGAUAGAAUGCGACAGAGACGUCGUUUUGCCACUAAAAUUAGUCUAGAUCAUUUUCAAGAUGCAACCAACUACCUGCUCAGACGUUGCAGUGUACUGUCUCUCAUCGGAUGGGCAAGUCACGGAUAUAUUGCCAACUAACUGCUCUGGCGGAGUUUGAGCAUUCUCGUCUGCGCAUUACACCUUGAAGCCCCUUCAAUAACUUCCUGCCACGGAUCACCUUCUUCUCCGGCUCAUCACUGAUGCUGAAGAGCUGUUGAAGCUUUAAGAUUUGGAAACGUACUCUGCUGCAAUGGCUGCAUAUAGGGGCAUGGCGAAGAACAUGUUUGACGGAGGCAAUGUGACUUUCGAAGAUCCGACAGUUGCUGUAGAUUUGUAUGCGUACAGGCCGCCGUGGAUGGAAGAAAUCAAGAAGGUCGAUCGCCACACCGACAGAGCCGGCGGCGUCUCCUUUGUAAUCACUCGUGCCCAUUCGGACUGUCUUAGACACCGGACGGAACUUAGAAUUGCGCAGUGUCUUGCAAGAAGGACGGGGGACAAAGAAGUUUUUUCAACCAGGGAGCUCAUUGGAAGGCAAAAUGGCUGCGGAGCAAUACUACAACCACACGAGACCACAUCAGGGCUCCCUGGCGACGAUGAGAGCCAACAAAUCCAUCAAUACUCGCUACGCCGACGUGAUCCGCACCCACCUCAACAAAUACGGAUGACACCCCGUGGGUUCAACUUGCGAGAUUCCGUCGCUCCAUCGGCGCUUGGACGCUGAUCUGGUUUGAUUCAGCAGCAUUUUCCUCGCAUUUCGCUGGUUCGAAGGACUCAUGUGGGGCUUGGUUCUCAGAUAUCUCUAGCAACCUAAACACUAACUUUUAGGGUUUGUGCUCGACUAGUGUGCAACAGGAAAAUGAAUUGAGUGUUGUUUCAAGAUGUUUAUUCCAAUCUUCUCAGUUUUGACAUAUUCUUUUUU
Molecule: messenger RNA, 1070 nt
Organism: Physcomitrium patens
Lineage: Eukaryota; Viridiplantae; Streptophyta; Bryopsida; Funariales; Funariaceae
Source: RefSeq, a predicted model, not a curated record